Diachasma alloeum is the source of this 3114-nucleotide messenger RNA. Its product is annotated as probable ATP-dependent RNA helicase DDX31. The transcript is spliced from 8 exons. The record is from RefSeq and is a predicted model, not a curated record. Gene Ontology annotation, molecular function: RNA helicase activity; ATP binding; nucleic acid binding. Bases 129 to 2930 code for a protein of 933 amino acids. Gene Ontology annotation, biological process: ribosome biogenesis. Lineage: Eukaryota; Metazoa; Arthropoda; Insecta; Hymenoptera; Braconidae. Gene Ontology annotation, cellular component: nucleus.
CGGCGCACACUGUGUUCCUCGCUCACGUGUUUUUGUUGUUACUCUCCGUACAACAACAUUAUUUUCGUGGCACGUACAUUUUAUUUAUUCUCGAAAAACCGUCAUUUUGUUGUAGUCGACGAGUGCGAAUGACAGUGCAGGACAUGGAUAUCUGUCUGAAUGUGUUCACUGGGCCGUCCGAUGCUGCGUCUACAUCAAAAGGCUCGAGUAAGAAAGCAGAUUUUUUCAAGCCUCACAUAAAACGCCUCAACAAGAAAAAAUUGGCGAGUAAAAAUUUCGAAUUAAAAGACAAAACAGACGACAAUCAAUCGGAAAGUGUAAAUUCACAGAAGAAAAGAGUAAAACAAAAGUCGCUGUCGCUAAUUGUUGCACGAAAUCGAACUAGAGUGAAUCAAUCUGCUGUUGAUAUUGUCAAAAAUGUUGGCAAGACUAAAGUAGAAAAUAGUGAGAAGAAAAAUGUGACUGAAGGGUCGCAGUCGAGACCAACAGGAGUGACAGUUAAAUUUUCCAAAUCACCAGAGACUGGUUUAAAAACAAUUUUAGCUAAACGAAAACGAGAUACAAAUUCGGGUAAAACAUUGGCUGAUAUUUUCGCAAAACCGAGUGACGAUAAGACUGGGAAAAAAGUGGAGAACAGUUCGGGUGAAUCGUUGACUGAGAUUUUUGCAAAGAACAAGAGUUUUUGUUCGGGUGAUGCACAAGUUUCUUUGGAGGAAUCAGAAGGGGAGAAAUUGGCCCAUCGAAAGGGAAACAAGAGGCAUGAUAAAUUUAAUAAGGGGAGAAAUGAUAUGUCGAUUCAAGAAGACAGGGGAGAAAGAACGUUCAGUCACUCUGGAAAAGUCUCUUCACUGUUUGGCAAUAAUCCAGAUGUCCCAACCAUCGGACAGAGACUGGUUAAGCCUGUGCACGAGACUGUCUUCAGUGAAAGAAAGUUCAGUGAUCUGGGGGUUCACCCAUUCAUGGUCUCCAACUUGGAGCAGAAUAUGAAUAUCAGCAACAUGACAACAGUUCAGCAAAAAGCUGUCCCACAGAUAUUGUCUGGAAGUGAUGUUCUAGUCAGGUCACAGACGGGUUCUGGUAAAACUCUGGCUUAUGCACUUCCAAUUGUGGAGUCGCUGCAUAAAGUUAGGCCAAAGCUGAUGAGGGACAGUGGAAUAAGGGCUUUGGUGGUGGUGCCCACUAGGGAAUUAGCACUGCAGACUUAUGAAUGCUUUUUGAAACUCAUUAAGCCCUUUACAUGGAUCGUACCUGGCUACUUGGUUGGUGGAGAAAAAAGAAAAGCCGAGAAGGCUAGAUUGAGACGUGGUUGCACAAUAUUAAUCGCAACGCCUGGCCGAUUAUUAGAUCAUAUCAAGCACACGGAAGCCUUGAAACUCACCAAUGUCAAGUGUUUCGUUUUGGAUGAGGCUGAUCGAAUGCUUGAUAUGGGAUAUGAGAAAGAUAUAUCUGGUAUCGUUUCUGCACUAAAAGUAACGCAACACGAUAGUCAAUCUUCCGACUAUGAUCCCAUGAGCAUGUUACGACAAAAUCGAAAAAUCGUCUUCAGUGAUGAAGACAAUGAAGAAGACAAAGACCAAAAAGAGAGCAUAAAUGCCAGUGAUGAAGCUGCGGUGGAGGAUGUUGAAGAGCCAAAGAGAGAAUAUCACUCUGGUACCGACAGUGAAUCCGAAAUUCAAGACUUUUCCAUGAGGAAGAAAAAACUCUCCCCAGUGCCGAAAAAAAUUGACACACCCGCUGAAAAAACUAGCAAGGAAGGCUCAUCAGGAAGACAGACUAUUUUGCUAUCAGCAACAUUAACAAAUGCAGUAGAGAAACUAGCUGGUCUCACUAUGACUGAUCCUGUCUUCAUUGAUGCAGCUGAAGAGAACUUGCGCAAAACUGGUGGAAGUCUAACCGAGAUAAAUGAUGAUCUGGUGGUGCCUCAGGGUGUCACACAAAGCUAUGUAGUCACUCCACCGAAAUUACGGAUGGUGACUCUUUGUGCCUACAUCGCAGGAAGAUGUCAGACACCAGGACAGCAUAAAAUUCUAGUUUUCAUGGCAACCCAAGACAUGAUUGAUUUUUACGCCGAAGUAUUGCCCCUGAUACUGCGAAAACCAAGAGACGAUGGGGAUGAUGAUUCCGAAGCUCUGGUUAACGUUGAAUUUUUCAAGCUGCACGGGAGUAUGUCUCAAAAAGAGAGAACAGAGAUAUUCAAGACCUUCAGGCAGGCGCGCAGUGGUGUUUUACUCUGUACCGACGUUGCUGCACGCGGAUUGGACAUGCCAAAAGUCGAUACAGUGGUGCAAUACACUGGCCCGCUAUCGGCCAGAGACUACGUCCACAGAAUUGGUAGAACAGCACGUGCUGGCACCUCAGGGACUGCAAUAAUAUUCCUUACACCACCGGAAAUUGAAUUUGUGAGGGCUUUGGAGUCUCGAAGGAUACGAAUCAAGCAGGAGGACAUGAAGGACGUGCUGGAGAAAUUGAUGGGUCCAUUCUCGAGACAUUUAUCGGUGGAGGCCACUGCCACUGAUCUACAGAAUAAAUUCGAGAAUCUCUUGAUUGAGGAGAAAAAGUUUCACAGUAUGGCGUGUAAAGCGUAUGUCUCGUGGAUGCGAUUUUACUCGAGUUAUCCCCGCGACAUGAGGGAGAUAUUCAAUCGAAAAGAUCUCCAUCUCGGUCACUAUGCGAAGAGCUUCGCCCUGCGUGAUCCACCCAAGAGAAUCGGUGGUAUUGGCAAAACAAUGCUGGAGAAGAAUCCUUCAAAGCCUGUUCACAACAACAGACUAUCCAAUGAACGCCCUGAAAAAGUGAGGAAGCAACAGUCGGGCCAGACGAGUGGUCAUAAACCGGGGAUGCUGAAGAGAUCCAGAAUACUCAAUGUAUCCGAGUAUGGAGACGGUUUAGAACCCAUUAAAAAAGUUAAAAAAACCACUAGCACGCGGUGAAACAAAGAAUGAAAAUUCCAUUUGAUUAUAUAUUUUUUUGAUUAUUUGACUUCAUUUAUCCGCGUGGGAAUGAGAAAUUGGAGAGAAAGCAUUGAAUAAAGAUGAUGUAUGAUGCCGACUCUGUUGACUGGAGUAUAGCUGAUUUGAUUUGGUGCGGGAUAUCCUGAAGAGAGGUGAUACAGUA